UCCCGCCGGGCUCGGGGCCGGUUCCAUCCCCGCCAUGGCGCCCGCCAAGGCCGGCGGGAAGGGGACCGUGGUUCUGCAGUGCGAGUGGCAGCAGUGCUCCUUCGUGGCCUCGGAGAUGGAGGAGUUCUGCGGGCACGUGAAGCAGCACCUGCAGCAGCACCUCCCUGGCGAGCAGCGGCAGGAGAUGGACCCGCUGGAGGAGUACACGUGCCUGUGGCAGAACUGUGGUUUCUGCUCCCCGGCGAGCUCCGCUGACCUGGUGCGCCACGUCUACUUCCACUGCUACCACACCAAGCUGAAGCAGUGGGGGCUGAGGGCCCUGCAGAGCCAGGCAGAUGUCAGCCACUGCCAGCUGGACUUCCAGAGCCGGAAUAUCAUCCCUGAGAUCCAGGAGAACUUCCUGUGCCUCUGGGAAUACUGUGAGAGGUCGUUUGACAACCCCGAGUGGUUCUACCGGCACGUGGAGGAUCACAGCUUCUGCUCCGAGUACAAGGCAGCAGGGAAGGAGAACCACGUGGUGAUGUGUGGCUGGAAAGGUUUGUGGGGGGCUGCAGGGCUUCUUCAGAGGGUUUUGUGGCAAACAUGGUCGAGGAGAAGAGGUUUCAGAGAGCCCCUUGAUCUUACCUUGGAGAAAAAGCCACUGUUUAUUUAUUUNCCCGCCGGGCUCGGGGCCGGUUCCAUCCCCGCCAUGGCGCCCGCCAAGGCCGGCGGGAAGGGGACCGUGGUUCUGCAGUGCGAGUGGCAGCAGUGCUCCUUCGUGGCCUCGGAGAUGGAGGAGUUCUGCGGGCACGUGAAGCAGCACCUGCAGCAGCACCUCCCUGGCGAGCAGCGGCAGGAGAUGGACCCGCUGGAGGAGUACACGUGCCUGUGGCAGAACUGUGGUUUCUGCUCCCCGGCGAGCUCCGCUGACCUGGUGCGCCACGUCUACUUCCACUGCUACCACACCAAGCUGAAGCAGUGGGGGCUGAGGGCCCUGCAGAGCCAGGCAGAUGUCAGCCACUGCCAGCUGGACUUCCAGAGCCGGAAUAUCAUCCCUGAGAUCCAGGAGAACUUCCUGUGCCUCUGGGAAUACUGUGAGAGGUCGUUUGACAACCCCGAGUGGUUCUACCGGCACGUGGAGGAUCACAGCUUCUGCUCCGAGUACAAGGCAGCAGGGAAGGAGAACCACGUGGUGAUGUGUGGCUGGAAAGACUGUGACUGCAGCUUCAAGGGGCGCUGCAAACUGCGGGAGCACCUGCGCAGCCACACGCAGGAGAAGGUGGUGGCCUGUCCCACCUGCGGGGGGAUGUUUGCCAACAACACCAAAUUCUUCGACCAYAUCCGCCGCCAGACAGCCCUGGACCAGCAGAGGUUUCAGUGUUCCCACUGCUCCAAGAGGUUUGCCACCGAGAGGCUGCUCCGUGACCACAUGAGGAACCACGUGAACCACUACAAGUGCCCUCUGUGUGACAUGACCUGCCCGCUGCCCUCCUCCCUGCGCAACCACAUCCGCUUCCGCCACAGCGAGGAGCGYCCCUUCAAGUGUGACUACUGUGACUACAGCUGCAAGAACCUGAUAGACCUGCGGAAGCACCUGGACACGCACAGCAAGGAGCCGGCGUAUCGCUGCGAGUUCGAGUCCUGCAGCUUCUCUGCGCGCUCCCUCUGCUCCAUCAAACUGCACUACAGGAAGGUGCACGAGGGUGACUCGGAGCCCCGGUACAAGUGCCACGUGUGUGACAAGUGCUUCACGCGGGGGAACAACCUCACUGUGCACCUCAGGAAGAAGCACCAGUUCAAGUGGCCCUCGGGACAUCCUCGUUUCAGGUACAGGGAGCACGAGGAUGGCUACAUGAGGCUGCAGCUGGUGCGCUACGAGAGCGUGGAACUGACAGAGCAGCUGCUCAAGGACAGGGAGAARCGUGGCGAGGCUCUGGAUGGCUCCRGYGAGUGCCUGGUGCUGCCCGAGGGCGAGGGCAACCUGCAGGGCAUCCUUCUGGAGCCACCAGCAMCCCCUGCCCCRGCAGAGAGCGGCGUGUCUGAGCCAGCCCCAGCCCUGUGCUCUGCUGGCAGCCCUGAGCCACGGCCCCUGGCAGCUGCCUCCUCCUCCUCCUCCUCCUCCUCCUCCUCCUCGGAGCAAGGAGCCAGCGCUGCCGGCAGCCCCAUCAUCCAAGUGGUGAACAGGACCAACGAGCAGGGCCACAGCGAGACUGUCUAUUACGUGAUGGCCAGCACAGCCUCGGAGGAGCAGGGCACGGGGGCAGGGCUGCCCGUGGAGMUGGAGGAGAACGUCAUGGACAGGCUGCAGAAAACGGCGGAGGAGCUGGGCAUCCAGAUCGUGUGAGGGGAUGAGGAGAACUCGGGCUCUGUGGCAGGAGACCUUGGGGAGGUGGCUGGGCUUGCCUUCCCCAGCCUCGCCUCGCUGGGUGCUGCUUCUGGGGACAGGGGGGUGUCCCAGGUGUGAAUCGAGUGGUCUGAGCUGGAAAGAGUUGUCUGUGGGGGAGUAGGGAUUUUCAGGCUGCUGCCAGCCUCGCAGGAGGUUUGGCCUGGCCUGGCAGGGUGAGGUGUCACCAGCUGUGCCCUUGCUGAGUGUUCCCCUGGCAAGAGGGGGUGUGGAGCACAGGCUGGGGCUCUAGCCUCUCCCCUGGGGGGAUAUGUGGCCCCAACAGGCCUGUCCUGCCCCGUUCUCUCUCCCCAUGCCUUCAUCAGCACUUCUGCACAUCGUUUUGUGUCUCGCCUGGUGCUGGGAAUGGUGUUUGCCUCACUGAUCCCAUAACCAGUGCUGCUCUCUGCMGCUGCUGUCCCUUGCAGGCCACUGCAGCACUGGCACAUGGGGAGCUUCUUGCUGCUUUUGUCAUCCCCUGGAUUUCCUCCCCACAUUGGGGUYUGGGCUCCUGGUCGGGUGAAGUGUACUUUGAGAGUGAAAUAAAAAUAAACCCCAGGCUGCCA
This is a messenger RNA of Malurus melanocephalus (red-backed fairy wren), 2928 nucleotides long. It is a transcript of the gene HINFP, whose product is annotated as histone H4 transcription factor. Gene Ontology annotation, molecular function: DNA-binding transcription factor activity, RNA polymerase II-specific; RNA polymerase II cis-regulatory region sequence-specific DNA binding. Gene Ontology annotation, biological process: anatomical structure development; regulation of transcription by RNA polymerase II. The record is from RefSeq and is a predicted model, not a curated record. NCBI's taxonomy places the organism in Eukaryota, Metazoa, Chordata, Aves, Passeriformes, Maluridae. The coding region runs from base 35 to 2323 and encodes 762 amino acids. The transcript is spliced from 12 exons.